Bombyx mori (domestic silkworm) is the source of this 2683-nucleotide messenger RNA. RefSeq names its product UDP-glucosyltransferase protein 3 (gene Ugt3). NCBI's taxonomy places the organism in Eukaryota, Metazoa, Arthropoda, Insecta, Lepidoptera, Bombycidae. The transcript is spliced from 9 exons. Bases 151 to 1704 code for a protein of 517 amino acids. Gene Ontology annotation, molecular function: UDP-glycosyltransferase activity. The record is from RefSeq and is a predicted model, not a curated record.
UGUAUAUUAUGAUAAUACUAUAAAUAUUUCCGCAGUUGCUCUGUCGUGUUCGGUCUAAUGUAGUGACGGCGUUUGUAAAAUACACUUAUUUAUGUUGGGACUUGCGAAUAUAAAAUUAGUGGUUUGAGAGAGAGAAAAAAAUUUAGAAAAAUGAUGAUACGAAGACUCACAAUUGCAAUAGCUGUUUGCUUCUGUUUGGGUGUCGAUGCGUACAAGAUACUGACAGUGUUUCCUGUGCCGGGAAGAAGCCAUGGAAUCCUUGGAGAUGCUGUAGUCAGACAUCUAUUGGAAGCUGGCCACGAGGUGACACACAUAACGCCGUUUCCGAAGAAGGAGCCGCCGCCGAAUUUGGUUCAAAUAGACGUUGCGGCAAACAAGGCGGCGUUUAAUGAGGACUACAUAGAUAUAAAGGCCUUGAUGACAAAGGAAUUUAACCUUAAAGACAAGAAUGUACUAUUUUCAUUGAUGAACAACAUAAGCAGCUCCACUAUUCUGAACGAGAAUGUUCAGAGGCUACUGAGGGAUCAGAGUCGUGAGCAGUUCGACGUGAUCAUAGCCGAAUGGAUGUUCAGUGAUCUAUACGCUUCAUUCCACGCAGUUCUGGAUUGCCCUUUGAUUUGGUUCUCAACGAUCGAACCUCAUUGGAUGGUUCUCAGAUUGAUCGAUGAAUAUCCAAACCCAGCGUACACCUCACACUUUCAGGACAGCUUCGAAGUACCAUUUACGUUCGUGGAAAGGAUGUCUGUACUAUCAUCACAACUUACGUGGAGCUUAAGUUUAAAUACGUGGGUAUACGAUCUUGAAAAGUAUAUAUACGACAACAAUAUUGCUCCUAUAAUAAAAAAGAACGGUAAACCAGUACCUAACUAUGACGAAGUGAGAUACAAUGGAUCUUUACUGCUCGGUAAUUCUCAUGUCUCGUUGGGAGAUGCGAUUAAGGUACCGAUUAAUUACAAAGCCAUUGGUGGUUAUCAUAUUGAUGGAAAAGUAAAAGAAUUGCCACCGGAUCUACAAAAAAUAAUGAACGAAUCAAAACACGGCGUCAUUUACUUCAGUAUGGGCUCGAAUUUGAAGAGCAAAGAUCUACCGAAGGAGAUUAAAGAGGGACUACUGAAAAUGUUUAGCCAAUUAAAACAGACGGUUUUAUGGAAGUUUGAGGAAAACUUAUCACCUUUACCGGAAAACGUUCAUUUAUUGAAAUGGGCACCUCAACAGAGUAUCCUGGCACACCCGAACUGCAUUCUUUUCAUAACUCACGGAGGUCUUCUAUCGACAACAGAGGCUGUACAUUUUGGUAAGCCCAUCAUCGGCAUACCGGUCUUUGCCGAUCAGUUUGGUAACGUCAACAGAGCAGUCCAGAAAGGUAUUGCGAGGAGAGUGGAUUUAUCGUUCACGAUGGUCCGUGAUCUGGAGGAAGCUGUUGCGGAAAUGAUCAAUAAUUCUAGGUACAUAGAAAAAAUAAAGGAGUUAUCUUUGAUAUAUCACGAUCGUCCGGUGUCUCCGGGUGCUGAGCUGGUCCACUGGGUGGAGCACGUCGUCAAGACUAAAGGAGCUCUCCAUCUGCGAUCACCAGCACUGCACGUGCCUUUCUACCAGAAGCUGUACUUAGAUCUGCUCGCUAUUGUUCUGGUCACGUCAAUCGUUUUGAGAUUUAUCUUUAAGAAUAUUCACUGUAACGUACAAUUUAAAGAUAAAAUUCAGUGAUAGUGAUAUUAUUGUAUAGGUUUUGUAUUUUUGUUGGUAGAUGUCGCAAAACCUUGCAGAUAUAUUGUUUUAUUUGUUCGUAUUUAUUUAUUCAGGUGUUAGAGGUUAGCUGCACUUUCAAAAAUAAAUUUUAUUACAUCAUAUUUUAAUUAAAGUGAUACACGUACGGACGCAGACAGUAAAUUUACAAUGAAUAUUAAAUUAUUAAUAAGUUUAUUCUCGUUUGUAUUAACAUGUGAUUGUUAUAAAAUUUUGAUUGUAUUUACGACUCCUAUGAAAAGUCAUAAUAUACUUGGAGAGGCUGCAGCGGAGUUAUUGUUGAAUGCUGGCCACGAGGUGAGUUUUAUAAUAUACUAGCGACCCGCCCUCGCUUCGCUUCGGAAACAUUAAAACAAACAUGAAACCAAAAAAAAAAAAAUUAAAAAAAAAAGUAGCCUAUGUUCAUCAGGGACAAUGUCGGCUUCUAAUGGAAAAAUAAUUUUUCAAAUCGGUCCAGUAGUUUCGGAGCCUAUUCGAAAAAAACAAACAAACAAAUCUUUCCUCUUCAUAAUAUUAGUAUAGAUAUAGAAGAGAUUAUUUUUUUAGGCUGUUACGAAAUAAUAAAUGACAAUAAAAAAAAAAAAAAACUGUUUUAUUAAAUGUCGCUAUUGCGGGCGACGAAAGUUUUGCGCCAUACUAACCAGAGAUAUAAAGUGAAAAUUUUUCCCAAAUUUUGUAACUUCUUGGCAAUACAAAAUGCCUUUGAAGAGUUUGUUGGCUCCUGGCUCCUGUACACCUGACUUCUUCAAGGAGGGCGUUAAAAAAAUAAGCACUGUCAGAGAAGCAUUGAUAUCAUUGGUUCAUAUUUUGAUUAUAAAAAAAAAAGUUUAACUUUUUGUAUACUACACGGCAACUUCAUAGGUAAAAAAACUAUUAUAUAGGUAGUUACGGUAAUUAAGGUAAAACUAAUUAAGGUAGAAAAAUAAAUGUUUUUUCUUUA